AUGUCGUUUGAAGUAGGUACGAGAUGUUGGUAUCCAAACUCUGAAGCAGGAUGGAUUGGUUGCGAAGUCACCAAAAACGACUUCCAAGACGGCACUUACCACAUCGAAUUGACAUCCGAGACAGGUUUAGUAAUCCCCAUUGAAACGAAACACCUAGAGAGUAAUAAUGCAAUGGAAAAUAAUCACGAAUUUCUUCCUGUGCUGAGAAAUCCACCUAUAUUGGAGGCUACACAUGAUUUAACUACCUUGUCCUAUUUAAAUGAACCAGCUGUGUUGCAUGCCAUUAAGGAACGUUAUAAUCAAAGAAAUAUUUAUACUUAUUCGGGGAUUGUUCUUAUUGCGACAAAUCCAUUUGAUAAAGUGGAGGAAUUAUAUUCCUCAGAAAUGAUUCAAGCAUACGCAAGGAAGAAUAGAGAUGAGAUGGCUCCACAUAUUUUUGCCAUUGCUGAAGAGGCAUAUAGAGAAAUGAUAAAUAAUGAUCAGAAUCAAACAAUAAUUGUUAGUGGUGAAUCAGGUGCAGGUAAGACUGUUUCUGCAAAAUAUAUAAUGAGAUUUUUUGCAUCUGUUGAAGAAGAGCAUUUUAAUAAAGAAGGUGACUCAAAACAUCAGGAGGAAAUGUCAGACAUUGAGGUAAAAAUUUUAGCGACGAACCCAGUAAUGGAAGCAUUUGGGAAUGCCAAAACUACUAGAAAUGAUAACUCGUCUAGAUUUGGGAAAUAUUUACAAAUACUAUUUGAUUCAAAUAAGAACAUUAUUGGUUCCAGUAUAAAGACUUAUUUGCUGGAAAGGUCGAGAUUGGUAUUUCAACCAACUUCAGAAAGAAACUACCAUAUAUUUUAUCAAAUGUUAUCAGGUCUAUCCUCAGAUAUGAAGAAGCAGUUAUAUCUUACCAAUGCUGAGGAUUUCUUCUACUUGAAUCAGGGUGGCGAGAGUACUAUUAAUGGUAUAGAUGAUUCUUUGGAAUAUUCAACCACAAUAGAAUCAUUAUCCACAGUUGGAAUAGAUACUGAAGUGCAGCUUCAAAUAUUUAAAAUUUUAGCUGCGUUAUUGCAUAUUGGUAACAUUGAAAUCAAAAAAACAAGAACAGAUGCAACAUUGUCUUCCACAGACCCUAGUUUACAAAAAGCAUGCGAACUCUUGGGAUUAGAUCCCUUAACGUUUUCCAAAUGGAUCACCAAAAAACAAAUUAAUACUCGAUCUGAAAAGAUCAUUUCCAAUUUAAGUUUUAACCAAGCUUUAGUUGCUAGAGAUUCCGUGGCAAAAUUCAUAUAUUCAUCAUUAUUUGAUUGGCUAGUUGGAAACAUAAAUAAUGUUCUCUGUACCUCUCAAGUCUCAGAGACAAUUAACUCAUUUAUUGGUGUGCUCGAUAUUUAUGGAUUUGAACAUUUUGAGCAAAAUUCUUUCGAACAAUUCUGUAUCAAUUACGCAAACGAAAAAUUACAACAAGAAUUUAAUCAUCAUGUCUUUAAAUUGGAACAAGAAGAAUACGUAAAAGAAGAAAUCGAAUGGUCAUUUAUUGAAUUUAGUGAUAACCAACCUUGCAUCGAUCUUAUUGAAAAUAAAUUAGGGAUCUUAUCAUUAUUAGAUGAAGAAAGUAGACUCCCAGCUGGGUCUGAUGAAUCAUGGACAACUAAACUUUAUCAGACAUUUAAUAAGCCUCCGUCAAAUACAGUAUUUGGAAAACCUAGAUUUGGCCAAAAUAAAUUUAUCAUUAGUCAUUAUGCUGUUGACGUAACAUAUGAAGUCGAUGGAUUUAUUGAAAAGAAUAAAGAUACUAUAUCAGAAAGUCAAUUGGAAGUAUUGAAAGCGACAACUAAUCCAACAUUAGCUACUAUCUUUGAAUUUUCUGAAGCUGAAAAUAAAACAAACAUUACUGAACAAGCAGGAACGAUUCAAAGGAAAACAAUUAAUAGGAAACCCACUUUAGGAUCUAUAUUUAAGAGAUCUCUAGUUGAGUUGAUGGAGACUAUAAAUUCAACUAAUGUCCAUUACAUACGUUGUAUCAAACCCAAUACUGAGAAGGAGGCUUGGAAAUUUGAUAAUUUGAUGGUUCUUUCUCAAUUGAGAGCCUGUGGGGUCUUAGAAACUAUCAAAAUAUCAUGUGCAGGCUUUCCUUCACGUUGGGCUUUUGAAGAAUUUAUUCAGAGGUAUUAUUUAUUGGCACCAACUGAUCAAUGGGGUCGAGUCACCGCUGAUAUGGAAAUGUCAUUAGAAGACAUGGUUGCUUUCUGCGACUUAAUUUUAUCUGAAAAAAUUGAUAGCAAAGACAAAUAUCAGAUUGGUAAAACUAAAAUAUUCUUCAAAGCAGGUGUUCUAGCAUAUUUAGAGAAAAUUAGAAGUGAUAAAGUUACAGAACUUGCUGUGCUAAUACAAAAGCAUAUCCGAGCCAAAUACUAUAGAAGUUUAUAUUUACAAGCAAUGUUGAGUAUCAAGAACUGUCAAAGUUUGAUUAGAGGUGUGCAGAGCCGUCAACGUGUCGAUUUUGAAAUGAAGACAGACGCAGCCACUUUACUGCAAACACUUCAUAGAUCGACAAGAGUACGCUCACAAGUUUUUGAGACUUUGAAAAACAUUUUGGAAGUACAGACAGCUAUAAGACGUGUGUUGGUGAGUAACUUUAUUCAACGUGAAUUUGAAUCACGCUCUGCAAUCAUGAUUCAAAGCAAGAUAAGAGCUAACUCCCCGAAACAUAGAUACCAAACAUUGAAAACGGGAACUAUAUUGAUUCAAGCAUUAGUUAGGAGGAAGCAAUCUCAAGAAAAGUUGAAACAAUUGAAGAUUCAAGCGGAAUCCGCUGCCAGUUUGAAGAACUCCGCUGCUGGAAUUCAGAAAGAACUUAUCGGAUUCAUUGAAGAACUUAUUUCAAAUAUUAAAGAAAACGAUGCCAAGACUACUGAAUAUAAAAGUCUCUUGAAGCAUACUUCUUUGCCAGUUGUUACUGGUACUAAUGAAAGAACCGCAGCAUAUAUUUCGACCAAGAACCAAGUUGAAGAGGAUAAAGUAACUAUACGAACGAUUUUAACUAAGUACGAAACGUUAAAAGAUCUUUGUCGAAAAGAAUUAAAGUCCUUAGAAUCUCUGGAGAAAGGUGUCAACGAUGAAAAAUUUGCAUCGUCUUUGCAAUCAAGCCUGGAACUAAUAAAGAGAGAUAUUUCAGACUUAAGGAUUAAUGCAAUUGAGAAGGAUAAUGAACGAACUUCUACUUCAUCCGAAUUGAAAGAUGGCACCGAUUGUACCGAUAAUGCUGUUGUCCAAAUAUUGACUAAGAGACAAGGAGACUUGAUUAACGACCUUGUUAAUGUAGUUUUUCUAGAAUUCCAAAUUCCCCAAAGAGGGAGAACAAAGGAUUGCGAACAUUUCUAUCCAGUAAAGUUACUAAUAUCCAUUGUAAAUCUGAUGAACAAAUUUGGUUUAAGAAAGAGUUCACAUUCCAUCUUGAAACAGACUGUACAAGAUUUAAUAGGUAAGAUUUCAUCUAUGGAUGCUAAGAAGUGUGUGACAUUUGGGUUGUAUUGGAUAAUCAGUCUUCACAAACUUUCCUCUCUCCCACAAGAACCGGCUGUACUUAAUAAAUUACAAGACAAAUUUUAUAAGACCUGGUUAAAGCAAUGUUUCAAUCAAAUGAAGACUGUGGACUCCAUUCUCAUUCUUUUUGAUACCAUUUCCGAAUUCACAUUGUUUUUCCAAGGCACAACAGAAUUAUUAACAAACAUCAUCACUGCUCUUCUCCAACAUAUUAAUGCCAAAUGGUUUAAUGAUUUAUUAAUAAAACAAAAUACUCUAUCAUGGACCCAUGGACUAGAGAAGGAUUCUGAGAUCAAGAAAGUAUUGGAUUGGUGUAAUUCUCACAAGAUAAGGAAUUCCACCGAAUAUUUACGCAAUGUUAACCAAGCAUGCAAAUUAUUACAGUUAAGAAUAUCGAACAUUUCUGAUUUCCAACUUGUUUGUGAGUUUUGUUAUGAUCUAAGUUCUUUACAAAUGCACGCAUUGUUGACUAAAUACAGACCCACACAAUUUGAAAAACCGAUCCCUGUGGACGUGUUGAAUCACCUCUCGAAUACUGCGAGAAGAGAGAGAACAACAAUGAAGAGGGAACUCACAUUGGAUGCAGGCACUGAAACGUAUUCAGUUGAAAAUCUUUUCCAAGGCCAUCCUAUUGAAGCAAGCGACGAACAUGAUGACAUCAAUCAACUCAUUAAUCAACUACCCUCAGAUAAGGACUUCCCAGUAAUUAAGGAACUUGGGAGUCUGUUAGCCUAA
Naumovozyma castellii is the source of this 4260-nucleotide messenger RNA. It is a transcript of the gene MYO4, whose product is annotated as myosin 4. Lineage: Eukaryota; Fungi; Ascomycota; Saccharomycetes; Saccharomycetales; Saccharomycetaceae. The coding region runs from base 1 to 4260 and encodes 1419 amino acids. The record is from RefSeq and is a predicted model, not a curated record. The transcript has a single exon.